Messenger RNA from Oikopleura dioica, 1572 nucleotides. The record is from the annotation of a GenBank genome assembly. Lineage: Eukaryota; Metazoa; Chordata; Appendicularia; Copelata; Oikopleuridae.
AUGUUCCAAACCAUCGCAAAUUCGAACGACUCGUCUGAAUAUGUUUCGGAGAGUAAAAUGUGGAGCUCGCCGCAGAUUAUCGAAUCAUUUAUUCCAGAUUUUUUCGACUACCAAACACCUCUUUCUUCUUCCGAAUUCACGAGAACGAAUAUUUCUGACUAUCACCGUUACACCGCCUGCUCGAAAUGGACUUUCAACCAGACUUAUUACCAAAAAACGAUUGUUACCGACUUCGGUCUUGUUUGUGAAGACGCAUGGAAGAUCCAAAUCAUCCAAAUCUUCGUCAUGAUCGGAGUCUUCUUCGGCGCCGUCGUCUUUGGCAAAAUGUCCGACAAUUCGGGCCGAAUGCGAACUGUCACGGUCUCCCUUAUCACUGCCUUUUUCGGCCUCGUCAGCUGCGCAUUUGUCCCAAAAUCCGAAACUGGCUUCUAUCUUCUUCUUCUUGGGCGAAUGUUCAGUGGUGCUGGAUCGAUCGGUGCGAUUUCGUCAGCUUUUGUCAUGACUUCAGAAAUUUUUGAACCAAAGACCCGUGUUAUGGCAUUGCAGGUGGCCCAAGCGCUCUUCGGCGUUGGGCAGGCAAUCAUGGCGCUUUUGGCCUACUGGUUUCCGACCUGGCGAGUGUUGGCUGUGAUUAUGUCGCUUCCGGCUGCGAUCGGCUUUUUCAUCCCGAAGAUUUUUCAAGAAUCGGCACGAUGGCUCAUCUCACAAGGAAGAAUUGCCGAGGCAAAUGCGGCGCUAGAAAUUAUAGCGAAGAUCAACGGAAGAACAUUUGGCGGUCUUGAAAAAUACGGCCUGACUCAAUCCGCCGAAAAAGAAGCUGUUGUUGAAUCGUCGCUUUCUGACUUUUUCGCGACGCCUCGAAUCCGAAUGAGGACCCUCAAUCUCUUCUACCAGUGGUUUAUGCUUUCUGGAGUUUACUACGGUCUUUCGAUGGGGGCAACUACUCUUGGGGGCAAUCCAUUUGUAAACUUGGCAAUUUCGGGAAUGCUUGAAGUCCCGGCGGAACUUCUUGCUGGCUUUUUGUUUGUCACCGUUGGCAGAAGAUGGUCGAUGUUCUUCUUUGACAUUCUCGGUGGAGUCUCUUGCCUUGCAAUGAUGUUUAUUCACCCAGAACAAGAUGAUUUUCACAGACAAAUGUCGAUUGUUCUCCCACUAGCGGGAAAAUUUGCUCUCACAGGCGCUUAUGGUGGGAUCUACGUUUACUCAGCUGAGCUUUUCCCUACUGCUCUCAGAAACACUGGAAUUGGCCUCUGCUCAUCAGUCGCUCGAAUUGGUGGAAUCUGCGCGCCGAUAGUCGCCCUCCUCGCUGUUGUCAACCCUUCCUUGCCCUACAUCAUUUUUGGUGUUUUGGGAUUGACCGGUGCUUUCUUGACGCUUUUAUUGGAGGAAACUCUCGAUAAGGUUCUUCCAGACACAGUUGAACAGGGAGAAAAAUUUGGGGUAGGAGAACCAGGCGCAGUGGCCGACUUGAAACUUACUUGUGCAAGAUUAUUGACGGAAAUCAAAUUUGCGCUCUGUCGAACCCCCGAUUCAGUGACGAAAUAUCGCCAACAAAUCCAGAACGAAUCGUGA